UCUGGGUGAAACAAAGAACCACUGCGCAUGCGCCGUGCUCUGUUGCUACUCAGUUGUUGUAGUUACCAGGGAGAUUAACCGCGCUGAUCAACUGGCCCCGAUGACAACUGCCAGCUAGCAGUUAGCGGGCUCUCAGACAUAAAGGCAAGUUGACGUCGGUGUGUGUUUGUAAGUUGCAGGUAGGUAGGUGCCAUGGUAAGACACCUGAUCCCAGCAAGAUUUCACCGGGCAGCUCGUCCCCAUUUACCCUGAAGAUGCCAGCUGUGAUCCGGAAUAAGGAGGACUCCUCUGACUCCUCCUCAGAGGACGAGCAAGAAGACCAUCCCUGCAUUGCCUGGAGUGGCCUUAGCAAGACAAUCCCAGUUCUCUUGUUUUUCCCCGAAGCUGCUGUUUCGAAAGAUGGCAACAUCUGCUCUACUGGAGAGCGAUAUCAUAUGGCCUUCAAGAUUGUGCGCACGGAGAGUCGCUUGGUACGAGGAAUACUCACCAAUCAUGGAUUCCAUGAGGUUCACCCAAACAGUAACGACUUUAACCUCAUGUGGACAGGAUCUCACCUCAAGCCUUACAUUUUACGCAGCCUUCAAGACUUCCAGAAGGUCAACCACUUUCCCAGGUCGUAUGAAUUGACGCGCAAAGACCGUCUCUAUAAAAACAUCCAGCGAAUGCAGCAGACUCAUGGAUUCAAAAACUUCCAUAUCGUUCCUCAGACCUUUGUGCUUCCCUCUGAGUACCAGGAAUUCUGCAAUUGUUUUGCCAAGGACAAGGGCCCAUGGAUUAUUAAACCAGUAGCAUCUUCAAGAGGGCGAGGCAUCUACUUGGUCAGCAACCCAAAUCAGAUUUCAAUGGAUGAAAACAUCUUGGUGUCUCGCUAUAUUAAUAACCCACUACUGAUAGAUGAGUUCAAGUUUGAUGUGCGGUUGUACGUCUUAGUAACAUCAUACGAUCCACUCCUCAUCUAUGUGUACGAGGAGGGUCUGGCGAGGUUUGCCACAGUCAAGUACGACCGGACCUCAAAGAACAUUAAGAACACGUUCAUGCAUCUCACUAACUACAGCGUAAACAAAAAGAGCAGCGAUUACGUCAGCUGCGAUGACCCUGAAGUUGAGGAUUAUGGGAACAAGUGGAGUAUGAGUGCAGUGUUGAGGUAUUUGAAGCAGGACGGGAAGGACACCACACUGUUGAUGAAACAGGUGGAGGACCUUAUCAUCAAAGCUGUACUGAGUGCUGAACUACAGAUAGCCACCGCCUGCAAGAUGUUUGUUCCCCACAAGACAAACUGCUUCGAGCUGUAUGGUUUUGAUGUGCUCAUUGACUCCAACCUCAAACCCUGGUUGUUAGAGGUGAACCUUUCUCCCUCCCUGGCCUGCGAUGCGCCCUUGGAUCUGAAGAUAAAGGCCAGCAUGAUUGCAGACAUGUUUUCACUUGUGGGCUUUGUGUGUCAGGACCCCCUAUCGAGACAGCCACGCUCUGACCGAGUUGCCCUGGACCCCAGCCUCAAGCCUCCAGCAGCCCAAAGAACACAGAAACCUCUUUCUGCACCGACAGCCACUGCACACAGCAGAGUGCGGCAGAAGCUUGCAUCAGUUAGCAACUCAGAAACAGAGGGGUCCAAAGACAAGCAAGGACCUAAACAAGGCCAAGGAGACAGUACUCUGAGCUUGACUGCUGAGGAGAUCAAAGUGCUGAGGAGGAUAAAGGAGGAGUAUGAGAGACGAGGAGGCUUCGUAAGGAUCUUCCCCACUGCAGAAACAUGGGAGCUCUAUGGUGGAUAUCUGGAGUCCAAGACAUCAAUGAACUACAUGUUGGCAAACAGACUUUUCCAUGGAAGGAAUGUGACCGGGAAUGUGCAGCUGCAGGUGGACGCUGUCCAUGGCUGUCACGUAGUCCAGUAUGAGAGGAAACUGCUGUCUCUGGAGGCACGUAAGAAGAGACAGCGCCACCUGACUCAUCGCUCUGCUGCAGGGAAGAAGAAAUCGGGGAAGGAAUCCAAGGCCUCCCCGACUGCUAGCAGCAGUCAGGAGGGAGAGGAGUGCGCUCAGAAGGAAAGAGAGAAGGUGAAACAAGUUCUUGAGCCGGUCUCACACAAGGCUUUGGUAGCAGAGCUAAGCAAACAAGUGGCCACACCACUGGAUCACUGCCAUGGUGAGGCUCUGUCCAGCUCAGAGGCAGCUACGCACAAUGCCAGACCCAGAGUCAACCUGCUCAACAUCCUUCAGCAGGGGUGGGACCUCAGUAAAGUGCAGGCCCGGGCAGCCUUUUCCGCAUACCUGCAGCGAGUCCAGCAAAGACUGUUAGCAGAGAGCAGGGCCAACAGCAUCCCAGCUUGGCCAGACAAGGACAACGACCAAAUGGAGCUGGUGAUUCGUUUCCUGAGAAGAGCGGCCAGUAACCUUCAACAAGACAUUAAGGUGGUCUUGCCCAGUCGCCAGCUUCCACUCCAAGACCGCAGACGCAUCCUGUCCCACCAGCUAGGGGAGUUUAUCCACUGUUACAACAAGGAAACUGAUCAUAUGGUGAAAAAACAAGAGAAUGGCAAAGAAGAGCAUUGUGUUAACCCCAGUGUGUUUCAGGAGUACAUCACUGCAGCAAGCGAAAGCGAUUUGGAGAACGUACUGACAUUCUACACACAGAAAAAUAAAUCAGCCACCGUCUUCCUGGGAACAAAAGUCAGGAGUGUUAAGAAAGACGUUCAUGAAGUCAAUGCCUCAGGAGAUUCAAGCAACUGUGAGAUUUCCAAAACUCUGCCUGUGGCCAAAAAGGAUUCCAGCGCUUCAGAGUCCUCGCUCUCCACAGGGAAAGUCAGCAGUGACCCAGACAUCAAGGCCACUGAGAGUCAGCCUUCAGUCCGUGCUUUUCCUGAAGACCAACAGGCAGCAGUUAGAACUGGUAAAAGCCAGCCGGACAUCCAGUCCUCCCAGCACUGUUCCAGCUUUCCUGUGACUUUAGACUGCACACAUAUUCAUCUACAGCACUGCUCUUCCAACCCGACAUCUCUGCCUCUCCAUUGCCCGCCACCGCCGCCGCCACCUCUUCAACCACCGUCCUAUGUACAGUCCUUGGCAAAGUCUCACUUCUGCCAUGCUGAAAACCUUUCUGACCCUCCUGCAUACACUUCUGCCGUCGUGGUCACCCAGCCCUCGAGAGCAAUUUGGACAGCUGUUUCCACUGGCUCUGUCUCUACUGGGCAACCAACCCAGGUGCUCAGGAGGAUUCAGUCUUUUACCUCAUCAGCGUCCAACUCUGGAACAGCCUCUUCCAUCCCGAGUGCCACGCACAUCUAUAGCCAGAAGCUCUCUAGACCUACCUCUGCAGGCCAAGUGAUCAGGAGGAGCAGCUCCGGCAAACUGAAGUCACACUCAGCAGGAACAUUCAAGGAGCUAAACUCCCUGUCUGCUCAAGCCCAUUCCAACCAGCAGGCCUUCAUCUCAGCCCUGCAAAAGCUGGCUGACAAGCAGGUCGCUCGCCACUAUGCCAGCUCCAGUCACAUCAACCUGUUGACACAACACUUGACCAACAUGAACCUGACCAACAGGAUGCUGAGCAGAGAAAGUGUUACACUGAACCGUAAAGUACGGCAUACAGCUGCUACAACCCAAGGGCCAAUAAAAGCUGUUCACUCAGGAUCGGAUCUAUGUAGCAGCGCUGGCCACAGGCCACUGAAGGACGAGGACGUUCUUUGGGAUGGACAGAUGCAGAGCGCGUACAGCUUGGUGACGGGGGUGAACCCUCAGCAGCGCUACCAGCCCACCCAAGGAAGUUACCAGCUUCAGUUUGCUAUCCAGAAACUGCAACAGCAAAGACUUCAGUCUCAACAGUUUCUGGACCAAAGCCAUUGCAGACACCAGGCUCAAUUUCCAGACCAGAGAAGUACUCCACACUCCCAGGCUCCCACAAACUCCUCCAGCUGCCCUCCACCCAGCUUUCAUGUUCGGCCCAAUCACAGUCAUGGCCACAGCCACAUCCAAACCUGUGUUAGUCCUGUGCUCACCCCAAAGCCACCCAGCAGUGCCAGAGAAGGACAGCUCAGGAAAACGGCAACAAAGCGGCUCAUCAAGCAGACAUCGGCAGAGAGUUCAGCCAGUGGAAGUGUGUCCAGCGGCCAGCAUACGGCCUAUGAAGCCAUCUGCGGUAAAACAGGUCUUUCUGUGUACCACAAGCUGUUCCAGGGCCAGGAGCCCAGUCACAGAUGACAGGAAGGCGACCAGAGGCAUGUCCUGCCCCUCUGCUGGCCUGACAGGUGUCUCUGCAUGUAACUACAUCCUCACAGAGGUGUAUUCUGGGAAAGGACAACAGCAACAGAUGAAAGCAUGCCAGACAUCGAACAGGGCCCUAUUAACUUCUCUGUGAUACAGCCACAGACAUGCGAGAGGAUGGUCCACGACGGCCAGGAAUGCCCAGCUUUGACGCAGGUUGGGAUUUUGUUGCGCAGCUCAACAUCAGUUGGCCUUUUCAGCUCCCUAACCCCCCACCCCACCUUCCCCCUCAUCCCCUUUGGCUUCACCCAGUCUAUAUACCAACAGUUGUCCGCCCUCAUUCUCUCCAUGCUACUGAUGCCACGUGAAGAUUUCACUGACAGACAUCCUUCAGCAGAUGGUUCUUCAAGCCCCAGUGGGAUUCGACACUUUCUUCUUUACUCAUGCAUGAAUGCCGUGUCCACCGUCAGUCAUUCAUUGUUGAUUUUUAUCUUCCUAAAAAGGUGAUGGUGUUUUUUUUUUGCUAAUAAAAGGUUUUGACGAGUAUUGUAGAGGUUGUCUGAGCAGCUUCUCAUCUUGCUUGCAUGCCGAGGAGUUCCUUUCAUGUGCCGUUUCUGGCAUCCCUGUGCUUGUUGGAAGCCAAAUUUCUGCCAAGUCUGACUCUAUGGCCAUUGCCAAAGGAUGUGUUAAAAUAUUGCAUCUUUUGCUCAGAGGCCCUAAAAAAUAUUGUUUGAUCUUGAAUAUGCUUGGUUGCUGCCUUGUUCCCUGUUUACAAGAACAAUGUAAUGCUGUUGCUGGGGUGUUUAAAGAAUCAAGAGUACAGUUGGCUUGUGAUUGUUCCUGUAAACUGUUGAGAUGUUGAUGUUGUAUUCCUUUGGAUGGACCAAAUUUUAAUAUUAAUAUUAAGUAAAUCAUUGUUAUUGCUUCAGUAUUUAUUCACUGUUCACUGUCUACCAAAAGGCCUUUUCGGCCGUUUCUGUAGCUUGAAGCAUAACAUAAAGAAGGAUUAUGGUUAUGCAAAGCCUUGCUUACAAUGAAGGUUAACGCUGCACCAGCAGAACAAUAUCGUUGUGAAUAGUCUGUUGCUAGGGACCAUAUAGUGAGUUCACUCAGGGCGUGUUAAUAGAAUAAAACAUAUCUGUUAUAUAUGAAGAGAUUCAGCUUAUGUUUAUGAUGUCUUUGUCAGAAAAUACUUGAAUUUCAUGCAUGUCUUUGUCAUAUCGUCUGAUGAUUAUCAUCGCAGUGACUUUGCACAGAUUGUAGUUUCCAAUGCAGUACAACAGACCUGGUUUUAAUAUACUUGAUUGUAUUUCUUUCUUUUUUUGUUUGUUUGUUGCGAUCGAUGUUAAACUUCAUGUUGUGGAUUUACUGCUGUUAAAGCCAGUGCAUGCCGUAUUACAAGAAUCCAACAGGAGUCCAAAUCAAUGUCUAUAUUCUCAUGUGGUGAUACAGAGUUGUUUACAGUCAGUCAUUUAAUCUGUUUUGUUGCUGAUUGUUCACAACACACAUGCAUGGAGAUGUAAUAAGUUUUUUUGGAAUCAUCUCGGCAGUCUGUAUCAAACAACAGAAAACAUUAAAACAUGCUGAUCAUGUCA
Larimichthys crocea (large yellow croaker) is the source of this 5788-nucleotide messenger RNA. RefSeq names its product tubulin tyrosine ligase-like family, member 5 (gene ttll5). The coding region runs from base 255 to 4190 and encodes 1311 amino acids. The record is from RefSeq and is a predicted model, not a curated record. The transcript is spliced from 32 exons. Gene Ontology annotation, molecular function: tubulin binding; tubulin-glutamic acid ligase activity. Gene Ontology annotation, cellular component: ciliary basal body. NCBI's taxonomy places the organism in Eukaryota, Metazoa, Chordata, Actinopteri, Sciaenidae. Gene Ontology annotation, biological process: protein polyglutamylation; microtubule cytoskeleton organization.